AAAAACUUUAUAAGAUUUUAUAUAAUAACAAAAUAUUAUUUUAUUAUUAUUAUUUUUUUUAAAUACAUUUUGAACUAUGAUAGAUCCAACAGAUAAAAUAGAGAGAGCAUGUCAAGUUCUUUCUCAAGAAGUCAAAGAACUGUACUUAGGAAAUGAAAUAGCAGAAAUAAAUGGUACAAUUGAUCCUUUAAUAUUUUAUCGUGAUUAUGUAUCAAAAAACUUGCCAGUAAUAAUACGAAAUGGUUGCGAACACUGGCCAGCUAUUAAAAAAUGGUCUAUAAAUUAUCUUCGAGAGAUUUUAGGAAAUAAAUUAGUUUCUGUAACUGUUACACCUAAUGGUUAUGCCGAUGCAAUAACAAAAUGUGUUUUAGAUGGUAUAACGAAACAAUAUUUUGUUAUGCCAGAGGAACGUUCUCUAACGAUGACUAAGUUUUUAAAUACUCUUGAAAAUCCUGAAUUAGAAAGUAUAUUUUAUAUUCAAAAACAGAAUUCUAAUUUUCAAGAUUUCGCUGAACUUGAGGAUGAUAUCGAUACAGAUAUAUCAUGGGCUACGAAUGCCUUUGGUAAAAAGCCUGACGCUAUUAAUUUUUGGAUGGGUGAUCAGAGAGCCGUAACAUCUAUGCAUAAAGAUCCAUAUGAAAACAUAUAUUGCGUAGUGUCAGGUGAAAAAACUUUCAUAUUACAUCCUCCUACGGAUUUACCUUGGAUUCCAUAUGAAAAAUAUCCUCCUGCUGUUUAUAAAGAAAUAGAACCUGGAAAGUGGACUAUUGAACCGGUCAAUAUUAGGAAUAAUCUAGAAUCAGAAUAUUCGGAAAAUUUUAAUAGGAUACCAUGGAUAGAUAUUGAUCCUCUUAAUUCAGAUUAUAAUAGAUAUCCAAAAUAUAAAAAUGUACAAAGAUUAGAAGCAAGGGUAAAAGCAGGGGAUAUAUUAUAUCUUCCUUCUCUUUGGUUUCAUCAUGUAAGACAAUCACAUGCGUGCAUAGCUAUUAAUUAUUGGUACGACAUGGAAUUUGAUAUUAAGUAUGCAUAUUACAAAGCACUUGAGGUACUAUGUCAAAGAAUAUAAAAUACAAUUUCUUUCAUAUUAAA
Polistes dominula (European paper wasp) is the source of this 1089-nucleotide messenger RNA. Its product is annotated as Jumonji domain containing 7. Lineage: Eukaryota; Metazoa; Arthropoda; Insecta; Hymenoptera; Vespidae. The record is from RefSeq and is a predicted model, not a curated record.